UUUACAGCCAACUUGAAUGACCCUGACCCUCUGGGCCUUGAGAGUUAUGUCAUCCCAGAUUCAAGUCUGACAGCUUCCAGUGAGUAUAAUGCUGACCAUGGUGCAAAGAGAGGUCGUCUUAACCUGGCCCGAGUCGGUAACCUGCGUGGAGCCUGGUCUGCACGAACAAACGAUGCCAACCAGUGGAUCCAGGUGGAUCUUUUGGACCUUUACCGUGUCAUUUCAGUUGCGACUCAAGGGCGAGAAGAUGUUAGCCAGUGGGUUACAAGCUACAAGCUUGCUUGUAGUACUGAUGGCACGACCUUUCACACCGUGCAGGGCAUUUCUACAAAUCCUGGAGCUGACAGGAUCUUCACCGGUAAUGUUGACCGCAACACCAUCGUGACCAACACUCUUCCUGUGCCCCAGAUUUGCCGUUAUGUUCGCUUGAUGCCUGUCAGCUGGUUCGGCCACAUCAGUCUUCGAAUGGAGAUCUACGGUGAAGGCCCUCUCACAGCCAACUUGAAUGACCCUGACCCUCUGGGCCUUGAGAGUUAUGUCAUCCCAGAUUCAAGUCUGACAGCUUCCAGUGAGUAUAAUGCUGACCAUGGUGCAAAGAGAGGUCGUCUUAACCUGGCCCGAGUCGGUAACCUGCGUGGAGCCUGGUCUGCACUAACAAACGAUGCCAACCAGUGGAUCCAGGUGGAUCUUUUGGACCUUUACCGUGUCAUUUCAGUUGCGACUCAAGGGCGAGAAGAUGUAAGCCAGUGGGUUACAAGCUACAAGCUUGCUUGUAGUACUGAUGGCGCGACCUUUCACACCGUGCAGGGAAUUUCUACAAAUCCCGGAGCUGACAGGGUCUCUUAA
This is a messenger RNA of Strongylocentrotus purpuratus (purple sea urchin), 846 nucleotides long. RefSeq names its product lactadherin-like. Lineage: Eukaryota; Metazoa; Echinodermata; Echinoidea; Camarodonta; Strongylocentrotidae. The annotation marks the transcript as partial. The record is from RefSeq and is a predicted model, not a curated record. The transcript is spliced from 6 exons.